This is a messenger RNA of Ruditapes philippinarum (Manila clam), 1050 nucleotides long. RefSeq lists its product as uncharacterized. The transcript has 3 exons. The record is from RefSeq and is a predicted model, not a curated record. Gene Ontology annotation, molecular function: zinc ion binding. Lineage: Eukaryota; Metazoa; Mollusca; Bivalvia; Venerida; Veneridae. Bases 89 to 901 code for a protein of 270 amino acids.
ACCUCCCUUAGCGAUGCGUUGAUUACGUCCCCUGAUAUGACUAAUUCUACUUCCGGGGACUACAUGUACUUCCUGUUUUUUUUUAACAAUGGAGGAAGACAAUAGAGUUGUUGAUGCGUGGAAAAAUGAAAGAUUAAAUGCAUGUAAAAUUAACGAAUUAAAAGAAUACCUACGUAGUGUUGGACAACAUGUAUCGGGAAAUAAGGCUGACUUAAUAGAGCGAGUGAAAGGUGAUUGUAAGCUAAACAUUGGGAAUGUGUUUAAGGCUCGUGAAUCGGACAUUCAGGACAACCGAAAAAGAGAAUGUGAGCGGUUGAACACGCCUUUAGGAGAAACUCUUGUUCAUCCAUCCUAUUUAGAUCGUUGGAGUGAUGAUUUGUCCAAUAUUCCAGAUCUAAGUGAAAAGGACAUUUAUAAUUAUUUUGUGUAUAAAUUAAACACCAAACGUCAGUUGAAGUCGAAGGUCAUGUAUGAGAAUAGACACGUAUACAAUGUGCAGGUAAAUGAGACAGAUGAAAACCAAAGUCACUGUUUUGUGAAAUGUAAAGCUAUUCCUUCAAUGCCAACAACAAAUAAGAAACAGUGUCCAGACUACAAUGUAUGGGUUAUGCUCUCAAAGAUGACUGGAUGUAUAAAUUCCGCAGAAUGUAGUUGCACUGCCGGGGAAGGAGAAGGCUGUAACCAUGUCGCGGCCCUCCUUUAUGCCAUUGCAGACAUAACCGAGAAGAAACGGGAUGGAAAAUUGGCACCCACAUCAAUGAAAUGUACAUGGAGCAAUCCACGGAAGAGGAAACUGACACCUAAAAAGUCACAGGACCUUACAUUUAAGAAGGUAGUUCAUGGUAAAGAAAGUGUUAGGAAAAAUUGCCAAUUCCUGUAUAUGACAUUAAAAAGCCAGUAGAUGUUGAAAAGUUCAAGGACAAGCUUCUAAGUCUAAAUUCAAAUGCAGGGUGGCUGAAGAACUUUGAGUUAAAAUCAGAUCACAUUUUUCUUCCAAAACUCCAUGACAUAAAAUUUAACUAUAGUGAUCAGGUGAAUCUGGAAGGAGUA